CGUCCGACUGCCGGAACCUUCCCGUUGCAAAUACGCAGAGUAGCCUAGAGUAGAAAGACGAAAUAUUUUGUUAUAAUAAAAUAUUAAUCUUGAAUCAGUGAGGGAUGCCGGCGGGGAAAAGUUACAGGAGGAGGCGAGAGGAGGAGUCAGACGAGGAAGACGAGCAGCGGGUGGUGGAAGUCAGGUCAAAACUUGAUGAACUGAAAGAAAUUCAGAGUUUGAGGAAAAGACAAAAUGGAGUGAGUGCUGCCGCCCUGCUGGUUGGGGAGCAAGUACCGGAAGAAACUUCAAAUGUGGAUGAUCCUUUCAAACUGAAGACAGGUGGUAUGAUUGAUAUGAAGAUAAUAAAGGACCGAAAGCGAGAAAGGAUCGAGGAGGAAGACACAGACUUGAACUUGGGCACAUCGUUUUCAGUGGAGACAAAUAGACGUGAUGAGGAUGCUGACAUGAUGAAGUAUAUUGAGACAGAAUUGAAGAGGAGGAAGGGAAUCCUAGAGAAUGAGGAACAGAAGACAAAGGUCAAAAAUCCAGAAGACCAGCUCUAUGAAUUGCCUGACAACAUUAACAUUUCUUCCGCCAAGCGGACAGAAGAAAUGUUAUCCAAUCAGAUGCUAAGUGGCAUUCCGGAGGUUGAUCUAGGCAUUGAUGCAAAAAUAAAGAAUAUUAUCAGCACUGAAGAGGCAAAAGCCCAGCUCCUGGCUGAACAACGCAACAAAAAAAAAGAUAACAGCACCUCCUUUGUACCCACAAAUAUUGCAGUAAACUAUGUCCAGCACAACCGGUUCUACCGAGAGGAAUUGCAUGCACCUGCAAAACGGAAUAAAGAGGAAGCCAAACCUCGGCCUUUGAGAGUAGGAGACACUGAUAAACCAGAACCUGAACAAUCUCCUCCAAAUCGCAAGCGUCCUUCAAAUGAAAAGGCAACAGAUGAUUACCAUUAUGAAAAGUUCAAGAAAAUGAGCAGAAGAUACUGAUGCGUGGCUCAAACUACUUCUGCUGUUAGUGCAUUUUAAAUAGCUCAAGUGACAAUGUGACUCCGGAGGUAUUGCCUUUCAAGAGUGAACCCACCCAACAUUCAUCAAAGAAAGUUGAAAACCACAGAACACUGUGAUAUGAUCAUGGGCACAAAACCACAAACACCCAGAGGAAAAGGACACUCUUUCAUCUCAUUACUUUGAACUAUUUUCAUUGUUUUAUAUUGGAGCUGAAUGGCAUGGAAACUGGGGGGGGGGAGAGAAGGGGGUUGGUGGAAUACACAGAUGGAACAGGGAAAAUUGAAGCAAGAAGAACUAAUCUACUUACGUUCAUGUGCCAAUUUUGUGUAAAAGUUGAAGGCAUCUGAUGACUCACAACAGUCACAAGGAGCCAGUUUCUCUUUCUAUUCCAAUUCUUCUGUACUUUUGUAGGAGCUGGUUAAAAAAUCUCAUCUCUUUAAAUGAAAUCCCCAGUUUUAUUAAUCUGCAAAACUGUAUAUUGACAAACAAUACUACAAAGUUGGGAAUUAUUAUUACAAUUAUUCUAGAUUGUAUCUUUGUGUUGCAAAUGUAUCCAACAUAAAUUUUUGUUCAUUGAUUUUCUACAAAUGUUUUUAAUUUUAUUUUAGUGUGUGCAGUUGGUAGUUUAUUUGGGAGAAGUAUAUUAGAGAUGAUAUGUAGAGUUCUCAACAUCCAUCAAGAUAUCAUGGGGAAAACCAAGUUUGAAAAUGAAAUGUAGUACUAGGUCAUAAGGCUUUUGCCAGUUUCAUCACGGAUUAACUGGUCUUUGAAACUUGCACUCAUUCCUCAAUCACACUUUAUUUAAUUAUGCACAAGGAGAACAGCGUGGCCCUUGUCAUUAAACUUUUCUAAAGUUUGAACAAAGAAUUUUAAUACAGAAAUUGUCCAGUUGGAUACAGAUAUUCCCAAUUGCUCAACUUGUUUGAAUUGCUUAUUUGCAUAAUCAAUCACAGUACAAUAAAAAGGGUGUUAAUAACUAAUAAUACAGUACUUCAGAAUUAAAGUAACUAACCAACAGUGAGUGUUACAUUAAAAUCCUUCAUUUAGAACGGUAUGAUACCUUUGUGAAAGGGGGUACAAGAAUUGAGAGAUUUAGGGUGGGUGGGUGUGUGUGUGUGGUUUAUUGAAGGCAGCUUAGGAAAAAGCUGGUCUUUUAAAAAAAGGAAGAAUCAUGUUCAAGACUUUGUUAACAUUGAUCAUAGUUGUUCAUUGUACUUGCUUCUGUGAGUUGCAAUUUAGGAGAGAUCUGAUGGCAUUGAAAAGUGUAGAAUGAAUUUAUCAAAAUACUUCCCACUGUGCAGAUGUAGACUUACCUGCAAGUAGAUAAUGAUCCAGUAUACUUUUGCUAGAUCCUGUCUUAUUUUUACUCUGAUAUAUCCUUAUCUUUUUUAAAUCCAUAAUCACUAUCUCCAAAUGUCUCUUCUCUCCCAGCUGAUAAUCAUCCCACCUGACCUACACUGGCUGGUGAAUGGUGAAGGCAAUGUCCAGUAAUGUUCUUUCAUUUGCGUUCCCUCCAGCUUUCCUCAUCAACCAUUCUGCCAAACAGCUUCAUCAACAGCAUAUCACAAUGGCAGCCCUAACCUCACUCUAUAUUGGAUAACCCGGUCAUCCCUCCCCAUCCUCUCUGCAAAUUAAAACGAACUCUUUCACAGUUCUGAAGGGUAUUUGACCCAAAACAUCAAUGAUUUGUCUUGCCUUGGUGUUGACUGACCUGCUGAAUAUUUUCAGCAUUUUCUUCUUUACUCCCAGGGCUUCCCAUCUGCCCACCCAAUCCCAGACUUCUGUUUCUCCAGCAGUCACUACCAACCAAGCCAAUCACAACCCUGCAUUGGACCAAAUGUACUUCACCCAAGUUUCUGUAUUGAAAAUGAAACAAAUGUUACUGAGUUAAAGUGCUCUACGAGGGGUGAUUGAUAAGUUCGUGUCUUAAGGUGGAAGGAGUCAAUUUUAGAAAACCUAGCACGUUUGUUUU
This is a messenger RNA of Mobula hypostoma (lesser devil ray), 2967 nucleotides long. It is a transcript of the gene c21h9orf78, whose product is annotated as chromosome 21 C9orf78 homolog. Lineage: Eukaryota; Metazoa; Chordata; Chondrichthyes; Myliobatiformes; Myliobatidae. Gene Ontology annotation, biological process: mRNA splicing, via spliceosome. The transcript has 9 exons. Gene Ontology annotation, cellular component: spliceosomal complex. The record is from RefSeq and is a predicted model, not a curated record. The coding region runs from base 105 to 974 and encodes 289 amino acids.